AUGAACAAGGUUUUCAAGACCGCGAAGAUAAGAAAAACUAGAAGCAAAUUUAAGGUUUCUAUAAGGAAAUAUAUUCCUAAAUCUUCUUGGUUGUACAGCUUUGCUACUGACUUUAAGUUCUGCUAUGUCAGAUAUCUGAACAGAUGUGAGGGAUUUUUCACUAAGUUUGUAAAAUUAAACAAACUGACUGCAAAGAAAAGCAAACUUGGAACUCAUGCCCCUUCAUUUAACCACAACAAAAUAGCAUCAAGUACUCAUAGUAGAAGAUUCUGUGUGUCAAGAAUGAAGCUUUCGACUUCAGGUGAUGUUGAAUUAAAUCCAGGUCCUCUUCAAGGUGUCAACACUCAAACUACAUUGUCAUUAGGCUCUACCAUGUUGUUAAAUUUUCGAUUACAUCGGCUGGGACUGAGACCCCAUGAUGUGGGUGGUGCAGGUGAUUGUUUCUUUAGAGCUGUUUCUCAUCAGUUGUAUGGUGAUCCAAGUCACCACUUGCAAAUCAGACAAGAUGGUAUUAAUUAUCUCAGGUCAAACCCAGAAAAUUUCAUUGAAAGCAAUACCCACAGUUCAUGGGAUGACUAUUUGGUUAAUAUGUCUUUGCAAGGUUCAUGGUGUGAUGCAAUCAUUGUUCAAGCAGUUGCUGAGUCACAAAACUUGAGAAUUCAUAUUGUAGAAUCCAAUGAAAAUUUUUCUGAUACAACUUUAAUUGAACCAGCGCAUUUAUUGCAACAACCUCCUACAACAAUUUAUUUAGGUCAUGUAAAUGAAGAACAUUAUGUAUCAACAGUACCAUAUAUGUGUAGCUCUAGUUCACUAGAAAGUCAGCAUAUUGAUAUUUUAAACAAAAUCGAACAAAAAGUUGUCUCUGAAGGAUCACAUAAUGCCAGCCUAAAAAGGGAAAAAAGCAUGCACAUGAGAGAAUAUAGGAAGAAGAAAAAGGCCAGUGAAAGUAGGAAGCAGACAUCUAAAAUCAAUGAAGUAAGUGCCAAAAGGAAUCGCAAUCCUUACCUGAGGGAAUAUAUGAAAAAAAGGAGGACUGAUGAAGGUAGGAUGCAAAAAUCAAACAACAGGAAUAGCAGUGUUCUGUCUGGGAUAGAUGACCAAACUUAUACCACUAAGAAAAACCAAAAAAACAAUGUCACUGUGAGGUAG
Molecule: messenger RNA, 1149 nt
Organism: Pocillopora meandrina
Lineage: Eukaryota; Metazoa; Cnidaria; Anthozoa; Scleractinia; Pocilloporidae
Source: the annotation of a GenBank genome assembly